Molecule: messenger RNA, 925 nt
Organism: Physcomitrium patens
Lineage: Eukaryota; Viridiplantae; Streptophyta; Bryopsida; Funariales; Funariaceae
Product: glutaredoxin
Biological process (GO): cellular response to oxidative stress
Cellular component (GO): cytoplasm
Molecular function (GO): glutathione disulfide oxidoreductase activity
Source: RefSeq, a predicted model, not a curated record
GUCAGCUCCGAACCCUCCCUUCACGAGGCUCAUGCAAAGCCUUCUUCAAUACUCGCCGCUGCGAUCAAUUCCUUCGGCUUCGAGUGCUCUUUCCUUUGGUGCAAUCGACACACUGUUUGACUGCAGAGCUAGAAUUCCACCCCACAAUACCCAGAGAAUCGGAGCUGCCACUGCUCGAGUUGAAUCGGAAUUUACCUGCGAGGAAUUGAAGUUGAGCUUCGUGGUUUGAAGUUGCAAUGGCGGUGGCGAAAGUGCAGGAGCUGAUCGAGCAGAAUCCUCUCAUUGUGUUCAGGUCACCCGCACCAGUGCUCGGUGGAUUCCGCAAUUGUGGUGCUCCAUGUAAGAGUAAGUGCCCUUUCUGUAAAACCGUGAAGGAGCUUUUCAAGAGCUUGGAGGUGGAGCCUAGAGUCGUCGAAAUUGACCUCGAGAAGGAUGGCGGUGCCAUUCAGAAAGCUCUUUUUCAAACUUCCAAGCAACUGACAGUGCCUAAUGUUUUCAUCGGCGGUGAGCACAUCGGUGGCAACGAUGCCGUCAAAGCAUUACAUAGCAAGGGUGAACUCGUUGUUAAGCUGAAGAAAGCAAGAGUGCUCAAGGCCGAUGACGAAGAGAACCCACAGCCCAAGGACGAGGUGAGGAAGACCGAAGCAGAAUCUGCCCAGGAACAAGCUCUGAAAGCAGAUGGUGCGACGAAUAUCGUGGUUUAGAUCAACUGUCAAUGUUUGUAGAUAUCAAUUUAUAUUGAACAGGACAAGAGUUUCUGAAGCCUAAAAUAAUGUUAGUCGAUUGACGCUUUGCAUUCGGUCUACAAAUAGACCUUAAACUACUGUACGAUACAUAGUGGGAUGAAUUCCAGAGAAUCGCCUAAUUAUCAUAUGCGCUUGGUUGGUUAAUCCGAGUCGGUUCUAAUUUGAGUGCUUCAUUUAAA